AUGACCCUCUUGUAUCUAUAUUAUGUCUUUACAUUAACUUUUAAGUACAAUGGUACAGCUCCUGAUUGGCAAGUACAGCGCUGUAAUGUGUCUGGGGUGUGGUUAAAUGAGCUUGGCUCUGUGCUCAACCUAUCAGCAGAUGGGCCCCGUCUCAGUGGUACUUUCCACUCAUCUGUGGAGUCUUCAUCUGGAGCAACAGGAGAGGGAAUGAUUGGAAAGGUGCUUGGAAUUGUGGGACAAAGUGAUCAGCCUACCUUCACAAUGUCUGUCCUCUGGGAAGGAGGUUCAGUCUCUACAUGGGCUGGUCAGUGCUUCUUGCAGUCACAUCACCCUGUCCUAAGGACCAUAUGGCUACUGCGAACUGAGGCCUCCAGUGAGGACCAGAACUGGUCAGCCACUAGGAUUGGAGAAAACACCUUUCAUCCCAAGAAGCCACGUCACAAUCAACCAUCUGGGUCAAAAUAA
This is a messenger RNA of Bombina bombina (fire-bellied toad), 465 nucleotides long. RefSeq names its product avidin-like. NCBI's taxonomy places the organism in Eukaryota, Metazoa, Chordata, Amphibia, Anura, Bombinatoridae. Gene Ontology annotation, molecular function: biotin binding. The record is from RefSeq and is a predicted model, not a curated record. The coding region runs from base 1 to 465 and encodes 154 amino acids. The transcript is spliced from 4 exons.